Meloidogyne enterolobii is the source of this 471-nucleotide messenger RNA. NCBI's taxonomy places the organism in Eukaryota, Metazoa, Nematoda, Chromadorea, Rhabditida, Meloidogynidae. The record is from the annotation of a GenBank genome assembly.
UGUGUUUAUGCUUCUUCUUCAAUGCAUGAUUUAAGUCCAAAUUUUAUUAAUCAACAACAACAGCAACAACAACGAAUGGACAACAACAAUAAUAAUAUGGACAAUUUCUGUUGGCAUAUUUAUAAGCAGCAAUUACGGGCAUCAGAAUGCCGUCUUGUUGUAUUUAGUGAAAAGGACACUAGACUUUUAUAUGACUCGGCAACUGUUGUAGCUUUGGCUGAUCGUUUUGUAUUUGGAUCACAUUUGUCUCAGUGUGGACGUUUUCAGUUCCUCCCACAUAAAUACGACACAUUGAAAAUUGCCAAAAUGCUUUUUGGUACAAUGCCGGCUGCUUUGAAGUCUGAUUCUCUCAAAAUACAUACACUCAAAGACUCAAAUUCAGUAAUGAUUUCAAGAGUGUUUUCUGUACCUAAACUUGGCAAGUAUUCUUCUACUCCGUUUAAAACUAAGUUUGUUUUUAUUUUUUUCUGA